AUGCUACGUUCGUUUGUGGUUAUAAUUAGUAAUCCAAAAAAAUUAAAAAAUUUCGAUGCAAGCAAUUUACCACCAUGCAAAACUGAGUUAUUUCAACAAUUUCUCCGAGCUAAUUAUAUUACCAGCAUAUGGAAUAAUGCAAAUGAAAAACGACCGUCUACUUUUACUCCUGAAAACAAUGGAUGGACGUUUGAAGAUAACCAGUAUCAUUUUUAUUGGUUUGAUGGUGACCAAUUACCAGGACUCGUUAGCGAAUCACUUCAAGAAUCAGAAGAUGCUACCAGCAACAACAAUAUAACUAGUGAUGAUGAGGAUGAUGACUUGAGUGGACAGUAUCGUGAUGUACUUAAUGUUGAAAAUUCAAAUGAUUAUUAUGACGAUGAUGAGGAGACAAUCAAAGUAUUUCAUUAA
This is a messenger RNA of Pieris macdunnoughi, 411 nucleotides long. Lineage: Eukaryota; Metazoa; Arthropoda; Insecta; Lepidoptera; Pieridae. The record is from the annotation of a GenBank genome assembly.